Molecule: messenger RNA, 1443 nt
Organism: Coregonus clupeaformis (lake whitefish)
Lineage: Eukaryota; Metazoa; Chordata; Actinopteri; Salmoniformes; Salmonidae
Product: proheparin-binding EGF-like growth factor
Exons: 6
Coding region: 68-817 (249 amino acids)
Biological process (GO): positive regulation of mitotic nuclear division; positive regulation of cell population proliferation; epidermal growth factor receptor signaling pathway
Source: RefSeq, a predicted model, not a curated record
AAGACUAGCCUGUCAGCGCAGAAUACACAAACACACCAACACAACCACUCACACGCACUCCUAGGACAUGAACACUAUCAUCCUCUCCUCUCUGCUGUGUUUGGUUUUCAGCGCUCUAGGUGUCCUGGGAUCCGCAGUGACAUUCUCAGCGGGGCUGAGCCAUGUGACGGGGGCGUCGGCCUCAGGGGAAGGGGAGGGGCUACAGAGCUCUCUGGGUGAUGAGGAUGAGGAGGAACUGGAGCUUGAUGAAGAUCUGUCGGGAGGAACACCUACAGACGGCUCACCCCAAGCAGUGCUGCGUCACGGUAAGGAGCAACAAGAGAAGGGGAGGAGUCAGAAAGGAAAAGGGAAUAAAGGAAAGAGGAAGAGGAAGAGGAAGAGUAAGAACACCACAGCCUCCAACCCUGAACACACGUCGUCAGGACACAUGUCAUCAGGACACACACAACAGACGUCAGGGCGUGUCACAGAGGACCCUUGUAGCUCCUCCCACAAGGGCUACUGUAUCCAUGGACACUGCAAGUACAUGGCAGACCUGAGAGAGCCAGUGUGUAUGUGUAACAAAGGUUAUGACGGCGAGCGCUGUGGGAUCCUGCUCCUGCCUACGAGAAACAAGGAGGAGAGCAGCAGAGCUGAGGUGGUUCAGACUGUCCUGGUCGUCAUAGCUGUGGUCCUCUCCAGCAUCAGCUGCCUCGCCAUACUGCUCAUGGCCUGCACACAUUACAGGACUCAUAAGAACUUCCUGGCUGCUUACCUGGGCUCCGGCAGUGAGAAGCAACAGCUCCAGAAAACCACACCCUGUGACAUCACAGUGUGACCAUUAGCAGGUCUGGAACCAUGAGAACCGGGACAACCAGAGGAGAACCGGUGCUGGCUCCUGCCCAGUGGAGUGAUCUACCGAACGCACUCUACAACGCCAGACAGUAGAAUUUUCUGUAGAAGAACCAGCAUAGAACCGCCUUGAAGAACCGCAUAGAAUCCCCCUGUUAUUCUAAAUUAUUUGAUCAUAUUAUUUAUUGAUGACAGGAGCUUUGUUUUGACCGUUGUUGUGUUAGAUGUGAUUGGACUGUGAUGUUGAGCAUCAUGCUACCAUUACGUUAUUGUUUAUUUAUUACAAUGCUGUUCCUUGGUCAGAUCUACGGUACUGGACAUAGAUGGAAUCUAUCUGUCCACUAAUAAAGCCCCUAAUACUGUUAAGAAAAGUGUGUUUGUUCGUGUGUGUGUGUGUGUGUGUGUAUCCUCAGCCUUGAUUGUGUGUUUCCAUUCCCUAGUCUGAUCGUGUCCCAUACCCCUGCCAUGAGCUCAUACAAACACAGCAGUCCUGUACCCAAACACAGACACACAGUGACGAGCAGAGAAAGAGAGAGAGAGAGAGAGAGAGAGAGAGAGAGAGAGAGAGAGAGAGAGAGAGGAGGAGGACCAGAUUAACUCUGACAGAGGCCC